AUGACAACGUCUACUCUUGAAUGGUUCGGCGCCACGACCUACCGACUUCGUACGAGAGGCGUCACUGUCUUUCUUGAUACUUGGCUCGAUAGGCCCUCUAUAUUGAAAACCUAUCUGCCAAUCGAUGAUGUAGAAGAGGCCGACUAUAUCUUCAUUUCCCAUGCUCACUUUGACCAUCUGCCAGGUGCAGAUCGCAUCGCCAUUAAAACUGGCGCUAUCGUCAUAGCAAAUAAUGAAGCGAUCAAUCUUUUGAGAGAAGCCGGCGUUUCUGAACAUCAACUCUUCCCAGUCCAAGGUGGCGAACGUAUCCCGUUGUUUACUCGCGAAACCUGGGAUCAAGCCAGAGCCGACCCAUCCCUCUUCUCCCCUGGAUUGCCCAAUGCACCAAAACGCCCACUCGACAAACAUGCGGCACUCUCAGUCGAUGUCUGGCCUUCGCUUCAUUGCUUCAUGCCGGCAGAUCACCCCGAAGUUAUUGAUACGGCUACUGUCUAUAAAGGUUCUGCCAGUCCAUACACUUGCACUCUUGACAUUACCAUAGGAAUGAAAUAUGGUUUGUUUCAACUUGACGAACUCAUGCCACCCGAAAAGCUUACUUCAGGUCACCGUUCAUUCAUAGAGUAUAUAAGUGACCGGAAGCGGAAUGUCAUGUCACAUAGUGAUGGCGGCCAGUUGAUGUUCAACUUUGUCAUCGGGGACAAGGCGUUACUUUGGAGCGCACAUCUAGGAGGGUAUAAUGGUAUCUUGAAGAAUCUGCAGCCGAAACCUAACAUUGCCAUCAUGGCUAUCGCUGGAAGAGCUAAUCUCAAUGGAAAACCUUUUGAUGGUUCUGCAGCCGAGUUUGCAGCUAUGAAGGUUGGUUGGCUUGGAAACCCAUCUCAAGUAAUUUGGUGUUUACAUGAUGAAGCAUGCAUUCCACCGUGGAGGAUCCAUACCGAGGCAGCUACAAAAGCCGUCGAGGAGAAUGGGAAGACCAAGAUAUUGGAAAUGGACUUUGCUCAGCCAGUUGAGUUAGAUAUUUAG
Messenger RNA from Fusarium venenatum, 1023 nucleotides. RefSeq lists its product as uncharacterized. The record is from RefSeq and is a predicted model, not a curated record. Lineage: Eukaryota; Fungi; Ascomycota; Sordariomycetes; Hypocreales; Nectriaceae.